AGGCACAUUAGGCCAGGCACUAGAGUGCGGGGGGGAACUGCUGCCAGCACCUGGCUUCAGGUACCAGGGCUGCCGCCCCCUGCCCGCCCCCAGCACUGGCUGACGUCUGUUACUACGACAAAUCAGAUGCCAGGCCGCGGUGCCCCGGGGGAAGCUCUGGUGAAGGCUACACAUCGCUGCUAUCUGCGCUCCCCCCCCUAUUUCCCUGUGCGGAGUGGUUUCACCCUGUGCUCUGCUGUGAGGGCAGGAAGAGGCUUCUCCUCUUCAUCUCUAUCUGGUACCCAGAGUCCCAGCAGCAGCAGCAUCCUCAUCCCAGCAGCAUCCUCCCACAGAGGCGCAUCACUGAGACCUACAGCCACAUCCUCCGGGCACCAGGACCCGAAUGAGCUGCUGAGAUUUUGAUAUCACCGGGAGAAUAUUGCGCUCUUGAAAAGCAUGAGAAUAAGGAGAAGAGAGAAUAUUAUAAGAAAUACAGAGGAAUGUCCAUAGGUUCAGCAGCAGUCUUAUAGAGGAGCUGUCCAGGCAAUGUGGAGCUGAAACCGUACACUUCUGCAGGACAGUAGAAAUAUAGAGCUUAUUCCCUCCUUUUAUAACUUUAACAUUGCAGUCACACAGUCUGAGUUAACAGGUCUUUAGCGGUCACCAUGGACGACGGAUUCAGAGAUCGGACUGCUUUUAUACGAGGAGCUAAAGACAUAGCCAAGGAGGUUAAGAAACAUGCGGCUAAGAAGGUAGGGAAAGGUGUAGAUAAGGUUCAAGAUGAGUACACCAAGCGUUCUUACACUCGGUUCGAAGAAGACGAUGAUGAUGAUUACCCACCACAGGAUGGAUACUACCGGGGGGACCCUCUAAAUGAUGAUGAAGGAGGUUCCAGUGAUGCCACAGAAGGUCAUGAUGAGGAUGACGAGAUUUACGAGGGAGAGUAUCAAGGCAUCCCCAGGGCAGACUCCAUGAAAGGUGACCAACUUGUCGAUGACCAACAGCUGGUCACAGAAUUCAAGGACUUUGAAGAUUUGGAAGGGCAGAAAAAGAAGGACAAGGAGGAGCUGGCCCAGCAGUACGAGAUAAUCCUCCAAGAGUGUGGACAUGGCCGAUUUCAGUGGACUCUCUACUUUGUGUUAGGACUUGCCCUCAUGGCAGAUGGGGUGGAAAUUUUUGUAGUUGGGUUCGUGUUGCCAAGUGCGGAGAAGGACAUGUGUUUAUCUGACUCCAACAAAGGCAUGCUGGGUCUCAUUGUGUACCUGGGUAUGAUGGUGGGGGCAUUCCUGUGGGGCGGAAUGGCCGAUCGCAUCGGCAGAAAACAGUGUCUCCUCAUCUCCCUCUCUGUCAAUAGCGUCUUUGCCUUCUUCUCCUCCUUCGUUCAAGGUUAUGGGACCUUCCUGUUCUGCAGACUUCUGUCUGGAGUGGGGAUUGGGGGAUCCAUUCCCAUUGUUUUCUCCUACUUCUCUGAGUUCCUGGCCCAGGAGAAGAGGGGAGAACACCUGAGCUGGCUGAGCAUGUUCUGGAUGAUAGGGGGUAUCUAUGCCUCCGCCAUGGCUUGGGCCAUCAUUCCCCACUAUGGAUGGAGUUUCCAGAUGGGCUCAGCGUACCAGUUCCAUAGCUGGCGGGUGUUUGUGCUGGUCUGCGCGUUUCCUUCUGUGUUCGCCAUCGGGGCGCUAACCACCAUGCCGGAAAGUCCGCGCUUCUACCUAGAGAAUGGGAAACACGAUGAGGCCUGGAUGGUUCUCAAACAAGUCCAUGACACCAACAUGAGGGCCAAAGGCCACCCAGAGAGGGUCUUCUCUGUCACACAAAUAAAGACCAUCAAACAGGAAGAUGAGCUCAUUGAGAUCCAGUCAGACACAGGGACGUGGCACAGGCGCUGGAUGAUUCGAAUCCUCAAUUUGUCACAGCAGGUUUGGGCUAAUUUCCAGCAGUGCUUUGCCCCAGAAUACCGACGCAUCACGCUCAUGAUGAUGGCCGUCUGGUUCACCAUGUCUUUUAGCUACUAUGGACUGACGGUUUGGUUCCCAGACAUGAUCAAACAUCUGCAGAACAUUGACUACGCUUCCCGCACCAAGUUCUUCUCCAAUGAGAGGGUGAUCAGCUUCAAUUUUAACUUCACUCUAGAAAACCAGGUCCACAAAAAUGGAGAAUAUCAAAAUGACAAAUUCAUCGGCCUCAAGUUGAAAUCCGUCAUCUUUGAAGACUCCUUGUUUAAGGACUGUUACUUUGAAGACAUUACAUCUAGUAAUACUUUCUUCAAGAACUGCACAUUCAUAUCAACAAUGUUCUACAACACAGAUUUGUUUGACUACAAAUUCAUCAAUAGCCGCAUUGUAAACAGCACGUUCCUGCACAGUAAGGAGGGCUGCCAGCUGGACUUCACAGAUGACAUCAAUAAUGCCUACAUGAUCUAUUUUGUGAGUUUCCUGGGGACUCUGGCUGUGCUUCCAGGCAAUAUCGUGUCCGCCUUGUUGAUGGACAAAAUCGGACGUCUCCGUAUGCUGGCUGGGUCCAGCGUCAUGUCCUGCAUCAGCUGCUUCUUUCUGUUCUUCGGGAACAGCGAGUCUGCCAUGAUUGCCUUGCUCUGCCUCUUUGGGGGUGUCAGUAUUGCCUCCUGGAACGCCCUGGAUGUCCUGACGGUGGAGCUCUACCCCUCUGACAAAAGAACGACUGCCUUCGGAUUCCUGAAUGCCCUUUGCAAACUGGCCGCCGUCCUGGGAAUAAGUAUUUUUACCUCCUUCGUGGGGGUGACCAAAGCAGUGCCUAUCCUAUUGGCAUCUGCAGCAUUGGCACUGGGUAGCUUUUUAGCCCUUAAGCUACCGGAGACACGGGGUCAGGUGCUUCAGUGAGAUUUACCCAUGUAACAAAUAGAAUAGAUUUGUAGACACUGUGAAAUGUCUUUUAUUUUUUGGGACCCUUUUUCCAUAACUUCCUCCCAAAAUAUUUGGUAAAAUAAUAUGCAUAUGUCUCAUUGGAAAUGUGUUAAUGUUUGCACUAUCCCUGAUUUGAAAGCUCCUUCCAAGAUCAGUUUGUGGUCUAGAGUCCAUAGACUUUGUUUUAGGUAGCACUCUGUUAGCAAGACACUAUUUUGUGUACCUGAUGCCACAAGACAUCGUAAAGGCCCUACUAUGUGCACUUGGUAGGACUAUACAUGAAGCAGUGCCUAUUAUGUGCAUUUGGUGGGACUAUACAUGAAGCAGUGCCUAUUAUGUGCACUUGGUAGGACUAUACAUGAAGCAGGGCCUGUUAUGUGCAUCUGGUAGGACUAUACAUGAAGCAAAGCCUAUUAUGUGCACUUGGUGGGACUAUACAUGAAGCAGUCCUAUUAUGUGCACUUGGUAGGACUAUACAUGAAGCAGUCCUAUUAUGUGCACUUGGUAGGACUAUACAUGAAGCAGGGGCUAUUAUGUGCCCUUGGUGGGACUAUACAUGAAGCAGCGCCUAUUAUGUGCUCUUGGUAGGACUACAUGAAGCAGGGCCUAUUAUGUGCACUUUGUGGGACUAUACAUGAAGCAGUCCUAUUAUAUGCACUUGGUAGGACUAUACAUGAAGUAGUCCUAUUAUGUGCACUUGGUGGGGCUAUACACAAAGCAGGGCCUAUUAAGUGCACUUGGUAGGACUAUACAUGUAGCAGGUCCUAUUAUGUGCACUUGGUGGGACUAUACAUGAAGCAGUGCCUAUUAUGUGCACUUGGUAGGACUAUACAUGAAACUAAGCCUAUUACGAGCACUUGUUGGGUCUAUAUGUGAAGCAGGGCCUAUUAUGUACACUUGUUGGGACUGUACGUGAAGCAUGGCCUAUUAUGUGCACUUGGCAGGACUAUACAUGAAGCAGUGCCUAUUAUGUGCACUUGGUGGGACUAUACAUGAUGUAGGGCCUAUUAUGUGCACUCGGUGGGACUAUACAUAAUGCAGCCCUAUUAUGUCCACUUGAAGGGACUAUACACGAAGCAGCCCUAUUAUGUUCACUUGGUAUACAAAUCCAAAAGAUAGCUUAAGUCUAUUGCUAGACGCAAAAAUAUCUUUAUUGCAACCACAGUGCAUUUGUGGCCACAGUGCCAAGUGUCUUCUCACAUGGUUCCUCUAGAAAUAAAUGGACUUGGAGAGCAAGAUCAGACCCCAGUAUCGAACCCCAACUUAAUGCCCCCAAAUCUAGCAUCUGUUAUUAUUUAUUCUAAAUUGGAUUGAAAGUUUAAGAAAAAUCCAGUCUCUAAAUCUAUAGAUAAGCUCAGUCUGAUCCAGAAAGCACAUAAGAACCAGCUCAUAAUGAGAAACAAAUGAAACAUUCCAUGAAACUGUGACACAUUCCAUGAAGAUAUAACACAGUAAUGAGGUUUUUUUAAAAAUUUUGCAUUUAAAAUUGAUCAAUAAUAUUUGCACAACGAUAAUGUUUAAUUUCAUGGGAUCGACUUGAUUCCCCAUUAAUGCAAAGGGUGUGGCCUAAUGGACUAGGGGUGUGGCUGCUCCAAACUGGAUCUCUGGGUAGGUCCAAGCGUAGCUUUGAGGGAUCGGGGCUGUGGCUAUUUUUUGCCCCAGUUACGUGAAGUCACCAAUCUCGGUAUGCAUUUGUCCAAAGCAUAAUGAAAGCACAAUUUAAAAAACAACAGAGAUAACUAUAAGAAGACCCCGUUGAUUACACAUACAACAUAAUUUUCAGUAACUCUUGAAUGAAAAUAUCAUAUAUGUAUCUAGAGCUUUCCAAUUUAUAGCAUAUAAUGUAAAUGUUGAGGUACAUAACAACAAAAAAACUCUUUGUGGACAAUAUUGACUGUUGGUUGUAAAAUCUCAAUUUGUCCACUAAAACAUCAUAGGCCAAAUGUAAUAGAGUGAGAGUUUCAAAAAGUGAGCGAUUUGGUAAGGUUUCGCAGUUUUUUUUUUUAAAGUGGCAAUCAUUUACACUGCAAGGUCAACCUGGUUUUGCAGUGUAAAUGAUUGCCACUUUAAAAAAAAACAAAACCUGAAAAGCUUUACCAAAUCUCUCACUUUCUGAAACUCUCACUCUAUUACAUUUGUCCUCCCUGUGUGUGUACUGCUAAGAUAUACCUUGUUUAUCCCUUACAGACCCUGUUGAUAUAUUAAUGUAUGUCUAAGGCUGUUGUCUAUUGUUCUGUGUAGUCCUAGGGAUUAAGCAUCUCACAAAUUGUAAAUAUUAGUAAAUGUUCUUCAGAAGCAAAUUAAUCAUUUAUAUGGGCCUCCUGCCACCACAUAUUAUAUUCUUUAAUUAGUGUAAACCUAGUCAUAUCGUAGAAUAGUUGAACUUAUUUUACAUUUUUUUUUAAAUGUACUUUUUCAAGCGGGUUCUUGGAGGUGAGGAACCUUUUAUGUAAGAGAACGUCCUGAGGUAAAUCUCAGCAGAGGGUCAUUGUAUGUAUCCAGAAUGGUCUAUAUGUCCCUCACCAAGCGGCAGCCAUCUUGUCUCCAAAAAAGUGCAUGCCUAUUGAGUGCCAUAUCCUUGAGGUGGCGGCCAUAUUAGUAGACAUAUAUCACUGUAAAAAAAUCUAAUAAAUAUAGGUUUAUUUAUAUAAAACAGUAAUUUUUUUCCACCAUGUGUAUAAUAUUGUAAAUAUCUAGAUAUAUAUGUGCAAAUUACAGUGACAUGACCUGCUUGUUCUUUAUUCAGUAUAACAAACCUGAUAUUUGCUUACAACGUGGACUUAUCAGCAAGAUAUCAACAUGCCAUGUGCACUAAGCUUCCCAAAAUUGGGAGCCCUUGCUUCUUGUUCUGUGACCUCCACUGGAUAAUUCUCUGAGGAGAAACCGCAUGCCCACAUCAAAAUUUGUUGAAAUUUUUACAGAAGGUGGGCUUUAUACUGGUCAUGCCUGUGUUUAGACUGUGAUGCCAUACAUCAAGGACUACAAUGGAAUGAGUUAGACUGGUGACCAUUUGAGGUCCACCAUUUAAACACUUCAGAUCUACAGUACGAUAUGAAGUCAAGAGUUGACUUUUGCCUGGACCGAUAGACCGAAUUGAUAAAUUUUAACCACUCUGAAGUCCUGCUUUGGUAACGUUCUCUCAGACUUUUUGUCAAAACUUACUUUAUGGGGAAAAAAACACUUAUUGCAGACUUUUAACCAACGGCAAAACACUAACCAAGUCUUCUGCUGCUGCACCAGGCCUCGCAGCCUACCAUGGAUCAUACGUUGUAACUUGUUGUAACUGAGCUUAAUGGCUUGAUAGUCUACGUAGCACAAAGCUGGUGUCAAACAUGACUACUGUGUGACACACAAGUUACACAAGACAAAGCAACAUGGCCAGUAGAUUAGUAUAAAUUGGAAAAGCAGAGUAUGAGUCUUUUUAUAGAACACAAGAGGUUUUAAGCAACAAAACUAGACCAGACAGCAAGCACAAAAGAUAACAUAUUAGUACAUAAUAGUAUAUUCCUCGCCUUGGACGCUUAAUCUGUGAUUUCUUUGUGUGUUGGUACUAAUUGCAAUUGGUCUGAUUUAUGUAUUUUGCAAUUCUGUAUGCAGGUCAUUCUAAGCAAAACUAUGUACUAAAUUGUACAAAAAUGUAAAAAAAAAAAAAAUGAAAAAGAAAAAAAUUGAAUUAUUUUUCAAUGGUAGGUAGUAAUUGUACGUAACAAUGCCAUAUCUUGAUCCCUGUGUAGUGGCCACGUAUGUUAGUAACUAGGAUCGCUAAUGUAAGUAGCGUUAACAUGUUAGUAAAUAAAUAGGACAUUUUUGAGAAAAAAAAAUCUUUGUAGAUUUCAAGCAUCAGAUGUCUACAUUGCUCGGACAGCAGUACUGCCCUCAUACAUUUUGUCCUGGUAAAAUGUUUCCUUUUUUUUUAUUAUUUUACAAAAUUUUCAUUACUAUACUGACCAGAUGAAAUCACAAAAUACCAAAUGAUCAGUUUUGAAAGUACUGAAACGCACUUAGAAAACAGAGAAGAGUUUUACAAUUAAAGCAAGUGUUUAAGCUAAACACGACUGGCCAGCAUGUUCAAGGGGGACUAGAACUUUGGUAAACUUUCCAUGCAUUGUCAAUAUGGCGACAUUUUUUAAUAGUUAGUGAUCAUAAAAGUUAUUAAAGAGAAUUUUGAAUAUUCACCAAUAGGAAGCUGAAUUACGAAAUCACUUGAACAUUCAGGUGACCGUUCCCAAUCUUUGAAAGAAGGUCUCCUCUACUCAUCCUAAUGAACUGUCCCUUAGACGUGUCUGUUUUAAAGCCUCUUUUGACCUCAAGAGCAUGCGUUAGAUUGGGAGACAUGCAAAUCUGAGCAAUGACUGCUCAUCCAUCUUUGUAACAGGGUUUAAUAUAAAAAAUGUUCCAAAGAGACUGUUUCCUGUGGAUGACGAAACUCUCGCUAACCCGACAUCUGUGAUGUGAAACCUACUUUUGCGCAUACACAUUAAUCAGACCACACACUGCAUAAUCAUUAUAUCCAUAUACUGUAGAUGUUACCAAAUGGUAAAAAAAUAAAAAUAAAAACUUUGAAAAAAUUGUUCUACGACAAAGAUCGGUGCAUUGCUAAAUAGAAAUCUACAUUGGGAGAGGCAAUAUCAAAAUUCUUGGCACCAGGAAGCAAAUCACGGUGAGAAUUUACAACUGGGAACCCAACGGCUAAAUGGCGACUCAAAAGAUGCAAACCACUGGUAAUACGCUAUUCUUUGUCAGUUUUAUAAAUAACGCAGUCUAUAUGUACUUGCAAAUGCAUUGUACACCGAGUUUUUUUGGGAAUUAGACGAAAUGAACUUGAAUCUACUUUGGCCUCCAUGUUAAAAAUCACUGAUGCGGUGAAACGUACAUUUGUAGCUCUCACUCCUGUUGAACCACACGGGAACAGCAACACGUUACUUGAAACGAACUACAACAGGUAACUAAAUAAAAAAGACUGCACAAAAUAGAUAUCGGACAAACCGCUUAAUUGUCAUCAGCUUGUCAUGACCAACAUUGUGACAAUCAGUUUGUGUGCCGUGUAUACGUCAACUGUCAUUUUUUGCCAAAUAUUUUUAUACAUUUUCAGUUUAUUUUUAUUUUUUGUCUUCUGAAAUAUUUUGUCUUACCUGCUGUACUAAUGUGUUCUACAAUAACUUAUGAUGCAAUAGUUGUAGAUGUGUUUUAGGGUAUGAUAACACAAUAAAGAUGGAGGGAGUAGUGGCUGGGAGGUCAAUCACGGUAGAAGCUAAAACAAUUCACAGUAUGCAAUAAUUAAUAGAUUGGAAGGGUUUAUUGCCAUUUUGUCAAGCGGGUCAACUAUUUUUGUUUGCACCAACUGCGCGUUUCGCCAUAGGUACAAGGAUUCCAGCUAACCUUUUUGAAAGAAAGCUAUGGUUAUUUGACACACAUCAUUUUUACAACUAAAGCUCUUGCUAAUCAGUAGAUCUACAUUUAGAGAUCUAAGCUGGGCAUGUAAUAGACUGAUUGCUCAGCUUGAAGCUAGUGGCGCGUCUAGUUGACAACACAACUUGUUACAAGACAACUUCUGACCUAAAGGCACCUCCAGCUACGUACUCCUCCAGUCUCCAGUUUAAUAAUUAGUUUUUUCGUCCUCUAUCCAUUUUUUGUAGUAGUUGGUCUUCACAUAUGUAAUUCUGUCUGUUUAUCAAACUGUACUGUGGUGUAGUUUUUAGAUGUUUGUAAAGAACAGAGGUAUGAAAAAAAAUACAAUUUUCGUCUUGGAAACUGAUCAGUUUUUAUUGUCUAUUCGGAAAUGAAUAGUUAUAUGAGAGAUGUUUUGUUGUCAUGCUGAUAUGGUGCUGUGAAAGGUGUGUGAGACUCCAAGUGCUCCCUGGAAAAUCUGUAACUUCUAUUGUGCAAGAAACUAUUUCCAGCGUGAGCAACAAUAUCAAUAAAUAUAUGUCCACAAGUA
This is a messenger RNA of Pseudophryne corroboree (corroboree frog), 8796 nucleotides long. RefSeq names its product synaptic vesicle glycoprotein 2A (gene SV2A). Gene Ontology annotation, cellular component: synaptic vesicle membrane; neuron projection. The transcript is spliced from 13 exons. Gene Ontology annotation, biological process: transmembrane transport; chemical synaptic transmission. Gene Ontology annotation, molecular function: transmembrane transporter activity. NCBI's taxonomy places the organism in Eukaryota, Metazoa, Chordata, Amphibia, Anura, Myobatrachidae. The coding region runs from base 645 to 2834 and encodes 729 amino acids. The record is from RefSeq and is a predicted model, not a curated record.